Messenger RNA from Trypanosoma conorhini, 555 nucleotides. RefSeq lists its product as uncharacterized. The record is from RefSeq and is a predicted model, not a curated record. The transcript has a single exon. The coding region runs from base 1 to 555 and encodes 184 amino acids. NCBI's taxonomy places the organism in Eukaryota, Euglenozoa, Kinetoplastea, Trypanosomatida, Trypanosomatidae.
AUGACUGCACUCGCGCAGCGUGUGCAGCAGGCGACGGAGUUUAUUUGCCGCGCACGUCAAGAGGAGACGCCGGACGGAAACCCACUCGUGGCAGCGCGCAGUUACAUUACCGCCAUGGAAAUCAUUGCCGCUGUCGCCGACGAGGUCCCCACCGAAAACAUCUCGGAAAGGCGCUUUUUGUUGUAUCAAAUUAGGCAGAGAAUGGAGAUGUACUACGAGCGGGCGGAGCUCUUGCUUGGCGUGGCUGAGGAUUCGGGCUUGGUGGAUAAACCCGCAGCGAAGGGGGGCCUCGCGACGGCCCUGCGUUCGAUUCACAGCAAUGAUCGCUCCGCAUCGACCACCCCAACGGCGCCGUUGGCAAGCGACGCGGUGGUGGGUAUUCCGCUCACGCCGGAGGACGGCGGCCUCAGCGCGCCACCCACGGAUCCACCAGUGCAGUACUAUUUCUCGGAGCCACCGCCCCCACCGGCGCCGGCGCCGCCAGCUGCGCCCUUCGAGGACCCCCUGGAGGCGUUACUCAAACAAUUGACCUUCGAUGAUGAAGAGAAGAAGUGA